AUGCCGGGACAGAAGAGAAAGCGUACGAAUGACUCGUCAAUCCAAGACGUUGACACCGAGGCUGAGACCACCAUUGUCGCGUGUACUUCCAAAGUCACGGCCAAAGUCAUCCGCGCCUUCUCCGACGCUACUGGUUACCAAGUUUACGCCGUACGAGAUCAUGGCGUGCUCCUCCCAAUCGACGUGCUCGACCGCUUUGCGACGACUGCCAGCAGCAUGGUCAACAUUUUGAAAAACUUUCGUGGGGCUGAUGAGUACAAAUUGACAAUCUACGGCAGCCACGAUGCCAUUCGACGAGGCUGGGUUGCGAUGUGUUCUGUCGGAGACAGCGCCAAAGACAACAUAGACGAGGACAGUGUCGCUAGCAGUAAGACCAAAGUGGAAGAGGGUACCAAUCGCGAUGGAAACAGUGUCACAAAUGAAGGAUCCGAGGAGCAUCGCAGAAAGCGAGUCAAGGGCGUUCGUGAGAAUACAGUCAAGCGCGAAGAUCGACCGGGUAUCAAAAGGGAGGUGGAAUAG
This is a messenger RNA of Pestalotiopsis fici W106-1, 519 nucleotides long. RefSeq lists its product as uncharacterized. Lineage: Eukaryota; Fungi; Ascomycota; Sordariomycetes; Amphisphaeriales; Sporocadaceae. The transcript has a single exon. The record is from RefSeq and is a predicted model, not a curated record. The coding region runs from base 1 to 519 and encodes 172 amino acids.